Knipowitschia caucasica is the source of this 312-nucleotide messenger RNA. NCBI's taxonomy places the organism in Eukaryota, Metazoa, Chordata, Actinopteri, Gobiiformes, Gobiidae. The record is from the annotation of a GenBank genome assembly.
AUGUCUCAGCUGCACCCCCUGCUGGCCGUGGUGGAUCAGUACCGUGUGGACGUGCAAAGCCUGGGGGCCCUACGCUGGGAGCUGCAGAACCUUUCCCUGCUCCUCACCUCCAUCCAGGAGGAAGUGGGAGCUUACGACUAUGAGGAGCUCCAGCAGAGGGUACUGCUGCUGGAGAGCCGGCUGCAUGGCUGCAUGAACAAGCUGGGUCAGUCUUUGAGCUCACCACUGUUCUAUCUGGGUAGUGCUAGCUUUAGCCUGUCCUCUGAGCUCACUACUGCUCACUAUUCCUUGUUUGGUCAGUCAUACAGGUAG